GUACAAAAUCAGUUCAUAUUAUGUUUAUACACUAAUUUGUACUUCUUCUCAAAGAGUUUUUUUUUUUGCGAAUACAUUUGUAAAAACUGAAAAACAUGGCUCGCGCUGGUAUUUUGCUAGCUUUAUAUCUAUUAAUUGCCCAAAAUGCAUAUAAUGCAAAUGCUGCCGUUACUUUCUCAAAAUCAGUAGACAUUUCAAAAAAUGUUGGACCUAUCGGCUACAACUUUCAUGGUGGUUUCAAUGCUGGUUAUAAUGCUGGACAUAACACUGGUUACAAUGCUGGACAUAAUACUGGUUACAACCCUGAAUAUAAUACUGGUUGUAAUGCUGGAUGUAACACUGGUUGUAAUACGGAAUGUGAUGGUGUACAAUCCACUGUACCUUAUAUUUAUGGUGGUUACAAUGGACCUUUUGGAAAUGGUCUUUACGGUUAUGGACUUGGAAUCAACAGCAUCUGCGGAAAUAACAGAUUGUUAAAUACUUGUAUAACUAGUGGAUGUACUAAUACUCUUUUGACAUGUGGCUCUGGUUACGAAUACAGACCUAACUGUGGUUAUGGUUAUGGGUUAUAUAAGGGUUGUGGAUAUGGACCAAAUUAUGGAUUAGGUUGUGGAUAUAACAACGGUUGUGGAUAUAACAAUGGUUGUGGAUAUAUAAAUGGUUGUGUACCAAAUUCUAAAUGUACUUGUGAUGAAUUCGGAACAAAACCUGGUUGCGGUUGUGGUGGACUUGGAUCCAAACCUGGAUGCGGUUGUGUCAGUUCAGGGCAUAUUAUUGAACCAGUACCUGAAAAAUCCAUAAAAAUUAACAAAGAAAUAUCUAUUGAAAAAACUAUUUAAGUCCAGCAAUCUAAAAGUAGAACAUAUUUCAUCAUUAAUUAAUAUAGAAAAUAAAAUGUGAUUUUUAAAUGAACAUAAUUUAAGUUUAUUUAUACAAUUAAAAUCGAUAACUAGUAUAUAAUUGAAGCAUUUUUUAAAUUGUUCUAUCUAAUUUAUAAAAAUAACAACAAUUAUUAUUUUUACUUUGUUUCAUUAUUAAAUAUUGCAUAAUAUAUUAAAUUUAUGCAUAAUUUUUUUUAAAACCUAUAGAAUUCAAAAUUGUGAAGCAAAUAUAACUUUUAAAAUUAUUUUACACCAUAUUGCGUUUUAUAUAUUUAAGUAAAAAUUAAAAUUUCCCAAGCUAUUAUUUUUAACGUAUUUUAUGUUUCAUUUGACAUGAAAAAGUUUCAUUGAGAUAAAUUAAACAAAAAUAUAUCUACCAGUAAAAACAGGCUUACACGAGGAGAAAUACGCCAAUUACUCAAAAAAGUUCUUUACUGACUAUAUACGUCUACACAUAAAAAAAAAAAAUCCAGAGAUGUAAAAGUAAAAGUGUUUUACAUUAAAACAUAGCAUACAAUAUGUGCUCGUCAUUUUAUAAGUUUAUGAGAAAUUAUCAAAUAUGUACUACUAAUUUUUUGGAAGGGGUGCCAAGAAUGGCACCCUAUUCAAUCAUUUUUAUUUUUAAAUAUUUGUAUGACCUCUCUUAUUUUGUGGUCAUUAUAAUUAUUAAUGUUACUAAUUAUUUUCAUAGUUUUAAUGCUGUAUUACGUGUAAAUAAAUACUUAGCUAAUGAAAAA
Messenger RNA from Daktulosphaira vitifoliae (grape phylloxera), 1618 nucleotides. RefSeq names its product keratin-associated protein 6-2-like. The transcript has 9 exons. NCBI's taxonomy places the organism in Eukaryota, Metazoa, Arthropoda, Insecta, Hemiptera, Phylloxeridae. The record is from RefSeq and is a predicted model, not a curated record. Bases 96 to 839 code for a protein of 247 amino acids.